Molecule: messenger RNA, 1845 nt
Organism: Entelurus aequoreus (snake pipefish)
Lineage: Eukaryota; Metazoa; Chordata; Actinopteri; Syngnathiformes; Syngnathidae
Product: ADP-ribosylation factor 4-like
Exons: 6
Coding region: 171-710 (179 amino acids)
Biological process (GO): intracellular protein transport; vesicle-mediated transport
Cellular component (GO): plasma membrane; cytoplasm
Molecular function (GO): GTP binding; GTPase activity
Source: RefSeq, a predicted model, not a curated record
GUCACAGGUUCCUGUUCCGUUGUUGUGGAUAAAGUUUAUUGAAAGCGGUGACGUCACGGGUUCCACGUUGGCCGGACGUGGCAGAGUCUCCUGGUGAAACAACCUCAACGCUUUGUACGGGGCUUUAACAUCCACCUUUUACCCAAACAAUCACACACCACACUCCAUUCAUGGGGCUGACAUUAUCUUCAGUCUUCGAAAGACUUUUUGGCAAAAAACAAAUGAGGAUUUUGAUGGUCGGACUAGAUGCCGCCGGGAAAACCACCAUCUUAUACAAACUGAAGCUCGGCGAAAUCGUAACAACCAUCCCCACUAUUGGUUUCAACGUGGAGACCGUAGAGUAUAAGAACAUCAGUUUCACAGUCUGGGAUGUGGGCGGUCAGGACAAGAUCAGGCCCCUGUGGAGGCAUUAUUUCCAGAACACACAGGGCCUCAUCUUUGUAGUGGACAGCAAUGACCAAGAAAGAGUGAACGAGGCUGCAGAUGAGCUCUCAAAGAUGUUGCAGGAGCAGGAGUUGAGCGACGCCGUUCUGCUGGUCUUCGCCAACAAACAGGACCUCCCCAACGCCCUGUCACUCAGCGAGCUCUCAGAAAAACUGGGUCUCAACGUCCUCCGCAGCAAAGCUUGGCACAUUGAGUCCACCUGCGCCACCCAAGGCACCGGGCUGUAUGAAGGACUGGACUGGCUUUCCACAGAGCUGUCCAAGUAGAUGGACCGGACGGAUGAAAGAGUGAGCCUUUUUAUGGACAUUCAAUCGGGAAACAUUUGGUCUUCCGGCGGCAGACAAUGCUGCAGACUAGUAGGAGGAUGUUUUUGGAUUUUGUAUUUUGAAGCCUAUUCCAUAUUAUCUUUGUUUAGUUUGCUUAUUCUUCUUACCUUUGCAUUCCAUUCUAAGACCAGCAAUCCUUUUGAACACAAUGCAACUGAAUUCUUGAACAGUUGAUGGUCGUGUGGCCUAACAUUCAGUGAACCGUGUUGCCUGCCACUAAAUGAAUCCACAAAGGAACAUUGUGCCUUCCUUUUGCCCUCUUACACCAUCGCAAUCUUUUUUUGGGGAGCAGAAGUUGGAUGCUUUUAUAAGCAACUUGUAGUUUGCAUGACCCUAAACAACCGUCAUUCUCGUUGGUCCAGUCUAGCAACAUACUAACAUAGACCAGGCGUUAGCAUGACAUGAUCAAGUAGCAUUUGUUUGUUUUUCUUUGUGGCAGCAAGCACUUGAAAAACACUUUAUAAUUAUCUGUAAUUAGAGAUGUCCGAUGAUAUCGGACUGCCGAUAUUAUCGGCCGAUAAAUGCUUUAAAAUGUAAUAUCGGAAAUUAUCGGUAUCGGUUUCAAAAAGUAAAAUUUAUGACUUUUUAAAAACACGGACGUAGGGAGAAGUACAGAGUGCCAAUAAACCUUAAAGGCACUGCCUUUGCGUGCCGGCCCAAUCACAUAAUAUCCACAGCUUUUCACACACACAAGUGAAUGCACGCAUACUUGGUCAACAGCCAUACAGGUCACACUGAGGGUGGCCGUAUAAACAACUUUUAGCACUGUUACAAAUAUGCGCCACACUGUGGACCCACACCAAACAAGAAUGACAAACACACUUCGGGAGAACAUCCGCACCGUAACACAACAUAAACACGACAGGACAAAUACCCAGAACCCCUUGCAGCACUAACUUCCGGGACGCUACAAUAUACACCCCCGCUAUCCCCCACCUCAACCUCCUCAUGCUCUCUCAGGGAGAGCGUGUCCCAAAUUCCAAGCUGUUGUUUUGAGGCAUGUUAAAAAAAGUAAUGCACUUUGUGACUUCAAUAAUAAAUAUGGCAGUGCCAUGUUGGCAUUUUUUUCCCAUAA